This is a messenger RNA of Trichoplax adhaerens, 1032 nucleotides long. RefSeq lists its product as uncharacterized. The transcript is spliced from 10 exons. The record is from RefSeq and is a predicted model, not a curated record. Gene Ontology annotation, molecular function: FAD binding; D-amino-acid oxidase activity. NCBI's taxonomy places the organism in Eukaryota, Metazoa, Placozoa, Uniplacotomia, Trichoplacea, Trichoplacidae. The coding region runs from base 1 to 1032 and encodes 343 amino acids.
AUGACUAUUUCUGUAUGUGUGGUUGGCGCCGGGAUCAUAGGUCUUUCAACGGCAUUGCAAAUUUUGCAGAACAAUUCCAAUUCAAAGUAUGAAGUUACGAUAGUAGCAGAAAAAUUUGGUAGAGGCACCACUAGUAGCGCCGCCGGAGCUAUCUUGGAACCUUACUCAGUAGGAAAUACGCCAAUUCAUAUGCAAAAACGAUGGUUUAGCAAAACACUCGAUUGGAUUGCCCAGCUAGGCAAUGAUAAUCCUGGAUUAAUUGGAAUUCAUCAAUUACAGAUAAACUACUUUUUUACAGACGAUAAACCUGAUCCUUACUGGAAAGAUUGGUUACCUGGAUUCCGUAAAGUAACUGCUAUAGAGAAAAAAAUAGCCUGCAGAAAUAGCAGUGUUAAUGGAUGGUGUUUAUCUACCUUCUGCAUUGAUACCUCGAAAUAUAUGGCGUGGCUGACUAAAAGAAUUGAAGAUUUUGGUGGCCGGUUCCAGGAAAGAAAAUUAACUAGCUUAAAUCAGUUAUCUUCGUAUGAUAUUAUUGUAAACUGUUCUGGUAUUGGGGCUUACUCUCUCGUGCCAGAUCCUUCUGUAACCCCAGCGCGUGGACAAGUUAUGAGAGUCAAAGCUCCAUGGUUGCAACAUUCUUGCGUAUAUGAAGAUGAUAAGACGAUCUCUUAUAUUUUCCCAAGGCAAUUAUUUCAAUCCGGUAUUGUAGUGCUAGGCGGAACAUAUCAAGUGGGCAAUUGGAAUACAAAUAUUGAUAAAAAUGACUCGAAAAAAAUAUUCGAAAAUUGUUGCAAGUUAAUACCAAGCCUAAAGAAUGCUGAGAUCAUCGAAGAAACUGUUGGUUUGAGACCAACAAGACCAUCAGUUCGACUAGAGAUAGAAACGCGGAAUGUUGAUCAAAAAGAGAUUAAGAUUAUUCACAAUUAUGGGCAUGGUGGUGCUGGUAUUACACUACAUUGGGGGUCCGCAAUAGAUGCAUAUAAAUUAGUUGAACAGUUGUCUAGCCAAGGCAAAUUGUCAUCGAAGUUAUAA